This is a messenger RNA of Ipomoea nil (Japanese morning glory), 1537 nucleotides long. RefSeq lists its product as uncharacterized. The record is from RefSeq and is a predicted model, not a curated record. Gene Ontology annotation, biological process: chloroplast fission. The transcript has 7 exons. Bases 94 to 1317 code for a protein of 407 amino acids. NCBI's taxonomy places the organism in Eukaryota, Viridiplantae, Streptophyta, Magnoliopsida, Solanales, Convolvulaceae.
UUGGGCCCAAAGAAGCUCAGCUGAACAGUGUUUUGGGAUAAGAUAUUCCUGCAAAGUGUGCUUCGCCGGGAGGAAGCAGACUCCAUUCCCUCCAUGGCGGCAACGGCUAUCUCUUCAAUGCUAGUUCCUCCAAUUCCGCUCAAUUCACCCCUUAUUCCCUUCAAACCUCGAACUCCCUCUCUGCAUUUCCAAAACGGCAAGCUAUUCAUUCGUGAAAUUUCCCCGUCCCGAGGUCGGGUCACUGCGAAGCCGCCGUCGUGCUCCGCCUCCGGCGCCACCGCAGUUGAAGAAUCGUUAGGCAUCGACGCUCUCCAGCGCUUCAUCGAUCUUAAUAAGGGCAACUGGACCGGUUCUUUCCAUCAAUUUGAUAGUCACGGGAACUUGCUGCACAGUAUUAGUACGAAGCUUGCAGUGGGAUCUUACGGUGAAGAUGAACUCAUCAGCUUAAUUCAAACGUUAUAUAUCAGACAACCUCAAUCCACCACUUCAUUCUCAGGAGAAGAUUAUGAAACAGAGUGGUAUGAGUACAAAAUUAAAGAAACAAACCUGUUUACUGUGGAUAAAUAUCAGCAGAUAGGCUUUUUCCCAAAGGAGAAGGCAUUUGCAUUGAGGUAUCAAACGGCUGGCAUGUUAGAAACAGCAUUAAGACAAGGAGUGUUGGGUGAAGAUGAUGUUGAGGAAGAGUCACCUAGAAACCUAAAGAUUCCUUCCAAAAAACCUUCUAUUGUAUGUGAAAGUUGUCUUUAUUCAGUAGAGAAGGACAUGCGUGUAAGAGCAUUUCAUAUCAUGGACCCAAAAGGUAUCCCAGAAAUGCUUCUAGUUUUCCUCGAAGAAAGAGGUGGUAGAGACCUUACCCAUCCUACCUUUGACAAAUCUAAGGAUGAAGUAAACAGGAUUUCCCCACAUCUUGGUAAAUGGAAUGGUUACUCUAUCACUAAGCGUACUGGUGUUUAUGGAGCAACAGUAGAGGAAGCAGAUACAAUUGCUUUAUUUGAAAUGAACAAGGAUGGUCAACUAAUCCAGGAUAUUACUUCCACAUCUUCUACAAAGAAUGUUACCACUAAUCUACGUUGGACUGGUACCAUUUCUGGCAACUUGGUCUCAUUUGAUGAUGGUGCUUUCCAGUUUAUAUUAUUACCAGGUGGCAUGUACAUGGGAUGCCCAACUGAUCUCGCAAAAAGUGUGCAUGAAUCCAAGUCAUUUCAUCUGGAGUUCUGUUGGCUCGAAUCACCUGACAAGAGACAGAGACUGGUCCGCACUUUCGACAUGGAAGGCUUGGCCGUAUCGUCAACAUAUUUCUUUGAGACAAAACUUUAAGUAUUAUUUUCUACACUUCCAUGGCUUCAAUAUUCUGAUUCAUAAAAGGUUGUAUUACUACCACUAUUGCCUUGUGCAAAUUCUUGACUUGCCCAAUUGAUCCGUGUAAUCUUAACACUGAAAGUAUCAUAAGAAUGAAAACCUCAAAAAUAGUCAUUGUAUAUCUGUUAUCUGUUAUGAAUGUUUAAGUCCAAUUGGAAUGUAUAUCUGUUAUCUGUUA